GUUGGUAAGUUUCGUAUACUGGUGCCUAUGCCUUUAGCGCUUUAAAGCGGCCAACUCACUUGGGUUCACUGGUGUGGCACAUGUCCUACCUGUAGCAUUUCACACCUGUCACUCAUUAGCCAACAACCUAUGUUCUUUCUAUGUACCUGUUGGGCUUUGCCGUACGUGCCAUGAGCCAAUGUUCUGCACUACUUUAAGGGUGGCAGGCCCUCUUCGUUCGACUGCAUAUGGUAGUCUUUUUCAUGGGACUGUGCCGUAACAACUGGAUAUUUAAAAAUAACCAAGCUCGAGCGAAUCGGUCAUCUUGGCUUGUUGCAACUAGGCACCAUCUUAUUCUCAUUUACCUUAGCCCUAUGCGCAUUUUAUUCUUUAGACUUCGUUCCUCUCAUCUCAUGUUUUAAUGUCUAACUAGGUAUCCUCUUGGUGGUCAAGACUAUCUAGCUCAAAUCAGAUCUAGUCGUUUGAUUACCAUAGCUAGUAGGCAACGAUGGCGGUUGAAAUACCCUCAGACGCCAGUUCCCAUUCAUUGGACAAAAAUUCGGAUCCGAAUUUAAGUAGCGAUCAAGGUGAUGUCGAGCUCUCCAAUGGCCAGAUCUCGGCAUCUGGUGAUCAAGAAGCUACGGUCUACGUCCAAGGUCCUAGAUUCUGGCUUAUUACUAUAUGCAUAGUAAUAAUGAUGUUCCUGACCAACUUUGAAGUUCCUGUUAUUGUCACGGCCUUAGUAUCAAUCACCGAUGAUCUAGGGGGCUUCAGCAUCGUGGGGUGGGUUGUCGCAAGUUACUUGUUGGGCUACGUAGCUGUCAUCGUCAUAUUUGCAAAGUUCAGCGAUAUAUUUAGCCGAAAGACUGUCUUUUUACUCUCCAUUAUGCUCUUCAUCGUUUUUUCUGCAGCGUGUGCCGCCGCGCAGACCAUGAUACAACUUAUCAUAUUUCGAGCGCUUCAAGGGGUGGGUGGUGGCGGAUCCUUUUCGCUCUGUACAAUCCUUAUCAUUGAGCUUGUCCCUCCAGAGAAAACUCCCAAAUUCGUUUCCAAUAUCUCCCUAUCCAACGCCCUUGCGUUACUACUAGGGCCUAUUAUCGGUGGUGCCAUUGCUUCCAACACUACUUGGAGAUGGAUCUUUAUCAUCAACGUUCCACUAGGGGUACCUGCGUUCCUGUUGGCAUUAUUUGCUAUCCCGAAAGACUUCCCCAACCAUACUCGACCAAGUCUCGAGGCAAAGAACACCGGCGUUUCUUUAGGAAAUAGGCUCAGGCGUAUUGAUAUCCCAGGCACAGUUCUGAUUCUGUUCGCCACGCUUGCCUUGACAGCCGCUUUCGAAGAAGCAGACAAGAAGUUUCCAUGGAAAUCAGCAUAUGUCAUCACCUUAUUGACAGUGUCAGGGCUCCUCUGGAUAUCUCUGAUUUUCUGGGAGCGCCAUGUCACACUCUCCAAUGGUGUUCGAGAACCAAUUCUACCUUGGAGAUUCGUGUUGAACCGCCAGAUGAUAGGCAUACUGCUAAACUUCGUCUUUCUAGGGGGGCCCACUAUCAUCGGCAUGUUUCUUAUCCCACAAAGAUUCCAGUUAGCCUAUGGCACUUCUAGUCUCAACGCAGGCCUCGCGCUGAUACCUUUUGGGGUGGUCAUAGCAGUCGGCUCCAUUUUCGCUUCGAUUGUCUGCGGGAAGUUCAAGGUUCCACCGCUGUACAUGAUGCUGGUAGGAUCUGGUCUUCAGGUACUUGGAUUCGCCCUCUUGGGCACGCUACCCGCGACUCUGGAUAUCCCUCCCCGAAUUUACGGGUUCGAGGUCAUUGCUGGCUGGGGCUGUGGGAUUAACUUCACAUUACUAUUCGUAGUAAUCCAAUUCGUGAAUGAGAAACGUGACAACGCUGUCGCCAUGGGGGCCGCAGCCCAGUUUAGGAUGAUGGGUAGCGCCAUGAUAUUAGCCAUUUCGACGUCGGUGUUCAACACCUAUGCACGUCCCCAGUUGGAAUCCCUCGUAGGGGUUUCGGAUGCGGAUAUAUUGCCUCGCCUUCUGCCAACAUUGCCCCAAGAACUUCAAAACCAAGUACGAUACGUCCUGGCCGAGGCAUACAAUCGGCAGACUCUUGUCUUGUGUGCUUCAUCAGCGAUGCAGAUACCUGUUACACUAUUUAUGUGGAAAAAGAAACAGCUUACUAUAUAAAGAAGUUAAUCAGCACUUGGCCCGGUGUUAAGUAGCCUGGCGGUAUUAGAACUGAUAGUCGACCAAGGUAGUGCUGUUGGGAUCUGAUUCCACCGCUAAACCAAAUAGUGAAUGAUUUAUCAUUUAUUAUCUCCAUGGCUGUCUUCAGCUUAUGUCAGUAUAUCUGACAGUUGGCUAUGCCCAAAAUCCUAACAUAUUUAUUGUAUUCUUUUUGAAGGCUUCUGUUGUUCAGACUAGAAAAUACCCAGAUAUGCAAACUAUAUUGUAGAAGUAUAUAGAAAUAAGGAUGCCUUAUUAGUCUAUAUGCGUGUGAGUUACUGCUUUCAUGGGUUACAUGUAUACAAGUAUCUAUUUCGUUUGGUAGCCCGGUAAAGUUCGGAGGUAUUUUGAUUAGAUAACAUUCGGAGGUCCGGUGUAAUGUGGUAGAGAUGGACCCAUAAGGGCGGCCCCACAAGGCUUGAAUCAGGAUCCGUUUAUCGUGCUUUAUCGAUUAGCUAGGUACAUAGUUAGCAGUACCUACGUAAUAAGCGCCAAGAUUUCGCUGCAAGACAGGUAUGUACCUAGGUAGUUAAAUGCACCCAAUCAACUCGCUG
Molecule: messenger RNA, 2754 nt
Organism: Hypoxylon fragiforme
Lineage: Eukaryota; Fungi; Ascomycota; Sordariomycetes; Xylariales; Hypoxylaceae
Product: putative multidrug resistance protein fnx1
Exons: 8
Coding region: 488-2161 (557 amino acids)
Biological process (GO): transmembrane transport
Molecular function (GO): transmembrane transporter activity
Source: RefSeq, a predicted model, not a curated record